UCAAUACUCUUUGAUUUGCGUUCAAAAGGUGUGGUGACAAUGAAAGGUGGGAGCGAAGCAGACAGCAGAAUGUACGUUUGUAGAUGCGAUGUGCUUCUGUCGGCGUACUGUAUGUCUUGACUUUAUGCCUGCUUAAGUAUUGUGUGUCAACUGCUUACAUGUUCAUUCAAAUUUGGUGAGCGGAGUUUCUUGAAUCAGUAGCGCGUCGCGAUAUGUAAUACAAACAGCGUCAUUGUGAUUUGAGUUACGAAGUGUUAUUGGACAUUUGGUAAACGAUGGCAGAUUUUAGUGGCAACCAGGGAAACGAAAUUAAUGAGAUAAAGAGAUUGUUGUGGGGAACAAUUAAAGAUGAUGUAUUUCGACGAUGGGCCCAGGGAUUCUGUUUUAGUAGCGACGAACCUACGGCUCUUGUUCAAAAUCAUGGUGGACCCUGUGCAGUUAUUGCACCAGUUCAGGCGUUCAUUUUGCGGAAUAUUAUUACUGAACCAGUGGGAAACAACUGGCGCGAGGUUGAGCAAGACACUCAGAAUGAGCUCCUCGUUGGUGCCAUAUGUGAAAUAUUGGUUCAAGCAGCUAGGCAGAAUGGUGGAAGAUUCGUUUUAGUUGAUACUUGCGAUUCACCGACAGCCACUCCUAGUCCCAAUAAUGACUCCCCGACUCUUGACCAUUCAUCGGGGGACUAUAUAGAGCAGCCAGCAGAUGAGAGCUGCUGCCAGAAGCAGUUUCAUGCUCACUUAAGAGUCCUCACGUUUGAAAAUAAGGAGGAGGUAGAGACAUUUUAUCUGCAAAGGAUAUACACAUUACAAGGAACAUAUGGUGUUCUACUGUUUCUGUAUUCGGUAAUCAUGACAAAGGGAGUAGAACAAAUAAUGGCAGAAGUUAAUGAUCCUGCAGAGCCUUUUAUAGACGAUACUUAUGGCUAUGGUAGCCAAAGCCUGAUUAACUUAAUGCUCACCGGAAGAGCAGUGGGUAACGUUUGGGAUCAUGAACAAGAUGUUGGAGGCCUCAAAUUACUUGGAAUUGACCGCCAAAGUGAGAUAGGUUUUCUAGCUUAUUUAGAGCAUAUGAGGUACCUUGAAGUGGGUUCUUUUUUGAAAAAUCCAAAGAAUCCUGUAUGGGUUUUGGAAAGCGAAACCCACCUUACUGUAUUAUUUUCCUUUGAGAAAAGGCUUGUGAGUCUGGAAACUCCAGGUGAAAUAGCACGCAGGGUCUUCAGAAAAUUUGAUCCUGAAGGCAAUAACUUUAUAAUGUCAUCUAAAUUAGGAGAGCUUUUGCAGGCCCUUGAUCUUGUUUCUGAUGCUGAGUAUGUCAAAGUUAUCAUGAAAAAGUUGGAUCCUGAGAACCUAGGAAUUAUUCUACUGAACGCAUUCCUAGCGGAAUUUUACCCUGAUGAGAAGACCUCGGUACCAGAUACAUUCAAUUUAUAUCACUAUAAUGGUCUACCAGGUUCUUGUCCUGAUGGAAAAGUUUGUUAUCAAGAGGGUCAUGCUGUUCUCCUUGAAUGUGACAUUAGAUGCGUUCUGGAGAGCAAUCCUAUGCUAACAUGUCUACAGACAAAAUGGCAGAAUAUAGAAAUACAAUGGCAGCAGGGCGUAACACCAUCCCUGAACUAAGGAUUGAACGUAUUUAAAUGUUGGCAGUUAUGAGAGGAGAGAUUUACAUUUUGAAUGGCAGUGGUGACAGCAGAAGAUAAUCUAUUCCAGGUUCAUAUGCAGGUGGAAAAACAGCAGAAUGUAUAGCCCAGUUCCAGUUUCGUUCAUGCUGUUAGAAGGGCAUUGGUGCUCUUAAAAUGUGUUUAUAACAUUCUGAAAGAACAUUUUUACAAAUAAAUAUGUCAACACUA
Messenger RNA from Schistocerca nitens (vagrant locust), 1843 nucleotides. Its product is annotated as ubiquitin carboxyl-terminal hydrolase MINDY-3 homolog. The transcript has 10 exons. NCBI's taxonomy places the organism in Eukaryota, Metazoa, Arthropoda, Insecta, Orthoptera, Acrididae. The record is from RefSeq and is a predicted model, not a curated record. Bases 276 to 1613 code for a protein of 445 amino acids. Gene Ontology annotation, molecular function: K48-linked deubiquitinase activity; cysteine-type deubiquitinase activity. Gene Ontology annotation, biological process: protein K48-linked deubiquitination.